AUGAUCGAUUAUGAUUUCUCGAGUAAGAAGGCUGUUGUGGGGAUUUUGAUGUUGGAGGUUAAGAAGGCGGUUGAUUUGCCAAAGGUUAAGAAUUUCCUUCGGACGGGAUGGGAAAUGGAUCUCUUCGUGGUCGUUACGCACGAUUCGAACGCUUACAGAACCAAAGUCGUCCGACACGACCUUAACCCUACCUUUAACGAUAAGUUCAUCCUCUUCGUCAAACGAGCCCCCGCUUCCUCCCCUACGGAGAUCAACUUAUAUACGCCUCUUCCUUCUUCCAAACGUGUCACUUUCCAAAUAUCGGACUGGGAACGACGACAAUCUAAGGAUCAGAAGUUGGCGGAAGGAACGUUGGAUGUAAAUGAGGAGACGGGGUUGUUCAACGAGGAGGCGAUGAGGCUGCACCUGCCUGAGGAGAAUGACGUUUGGUUGGAGUUGGCGGAUGGCGGGAGGUGGGAAGCGGCAAGCGAGAAAGAGAAAAGCAAGGGGAAGGGGAAGGGAGCUAGUGGAGCUGGUGGGGGUGGGGAGAGGAAAGUGAAGGUUACCAUCAGUGUCAAGUAUGACCCUCAUGGAGCUCUGAGGCAGCGAUUCUGGAGGCACCACUUGAAGGACUACGAUCUUGAUCACUCUGAUCAAUACUCAUACGCUGAAUUUUCUGACAUCCUCGAGAAACUGGGUUUGGACGCUACGCCCGCACAAUUGCAAGAAUUUUGGAAGAAGUUCGAUAAGAAUCCAGAGUCGGAUGAGCUGACGAUCGAGGAGGCUAUGAGUUUGGACGAGACUAAAGGCGAGGAUGGAGACCAGGAGGAUGAAGAGGAAGUUGAGGCUGCUUUGUUGGAGACUGUCAAGGAGAUGGAAGGCGGUGCAGGGGAAGACGAGGAAGGGGGAGCGGUAAGGAGGCGUUCGACGGAGGAAGGUGAUUGCCGAGGCGCAACAACGAGCAUGUUUGGACAUUCGAGGGAGUCGAUGUACGAUCUUGAGGCUGAGCUUAGGGAGAUUUUCCUUAAGCAUCCUCUUGUUUUCUCGCGUCUUGAGGAUGAGGAUGGGUCUAACCAAACGGAGGGAGGUGAGCGAGCUGAGGAGGAGGUGGGAGUGGAAGGGAAGAAGGCGAAAUUGCACCAUCUGGUCCCGGCCAAAGCGAUACCCGACAUACUCGCUACAUAUUCGGAACGGCACGAUGGACUGACGUUCUUGAAGGAUGACGAGGAGAGAGAAUUGAGGAAGUUGUUGAACGAACUGGGUGAAGGGACCAGCAUCGGACCGGAGUCUUUAAUGACGUUCAUUGCAAGGGCUACGGGCGUUGAGGAGAGCGAGGGAGAUGGUGGUGCUAGUGAUGGGGGGAAGGUCGGAGAGGGAGAGCGGGUGGAGUUCCCCAGCACGUCGGAGGACAUUCUUCACCCGGCUGGUCUAGAGUCUGCGCAAGAGUUCAUAGAGCCCGUCAUUUCUGCCGGGGCGAGCAGAAGUAGAAGCACCACCGCCGAAAGUGGGACUGCUUCUGCCACUCUUCUCCCUUCGACUGCGAAGACGUCGUCGGCACUUGAUGCUAGACAGAGGAGCACGCCAUUGGAGGCUACUGCCCCUAGUAGUUGGCAUUCAAGACCAAUUCCGGCCUAUAAGAAACGUAGAAGUUCAGGUAAUGUGGGGAGCGUUGGAAGGGCUGGUCGUGAUACCGAGAUUGAACGGAUCCCACGGUUCCUGAGCUUCUGGGAGGACAUCGUGUACGCGGGCAAUCGAAUCCUACGUCUCCCCCUCAACGACUUCCACCAUUUACUUUCCCUUCGUCCCCUCCACGAUUGGGUCGAUCGGCGCCUAGCUCUCCUCCCCUUCCUCAUGCCGGAUCUCAAUCUGUACCUUCCUUCCUCUUUCGCCUACGAGGGGUGGAUUCAAGAGUCUCAGGAGGCAGUCUACGGAUCGUCAAGCGGGACUUGGGGUUGGGACAGGAAGUUCUGCGUAGGGGUCCUGAGGAAGGAAUUGGAAAAGAUUCAGCAGGAACAGCUGAAGAAGUUGGCAGAGUUGCAGACCAAGUUGGAGAAGAUGAUCGAGCAUGAGAAGGAGAUGGAGGAUUUAACAUCGAGACAGAACGAGAAGGAGUUGAGGGCUAAGGAUCUCUUGACAUCGAAGCAGUUGAUCACGCUCGAAGCUGAGGUGUCGAGACUUCAGGCUGCGCUUGAUGAAUCUAAGACGGCUUAUCAAAAUCUUCAGAAGCAAUACCAAGAACAGAACAAGGGACAAUCUGGGCUUAUUCCUUUGUUUUUCCUAGUUGAAGCUGAAAAGUAUCGCGCAAAGAUUACUCGUAAGGAACUUGAGAUGAAGGAUUCUGAAGCCUACCUUGCCCACACCAUCGCUGAUGCCGAGAAAUGGAAGAAUUCUGCGGAAGUAGCACAACAGAUGAUAGCUUCGCUCACAGCAGAGCUCGAAGCCGUCCGCAAUGCGGCCCAAGCACUCGAUGCACAGAAACAAGAGAACAUUUCUCUCAAGGAGACCAUUGAUCGCCUUCGUCUCGACCUCGAUGAAUUACGAAACGCAAAGUCUGCCUCCAGCGGUGGUAUCAGCCGGAGUGGCACGAUUUCUGGUAGUCUUGCUCUGGAGAUGUCAGGUCUUCACCAUGGAGAAGAGGGGGAUCCGAGUUCGGAGGAUGGGACUGUUGUGGGGCAUGAGUAUGGUGACGAAGGCGUGGUUCAGACUGUCGUCACUCGUGAAAAACUGGCCAAAAUUCCGGACGGCGAAGAACAGAUUACGGAAGUCGAAGCGUACUCUGAAGCCUCUGCUCAGCAUACUGCCUCCGACUUUGCUCUAAGUGAAUCGUCUCAGACCGAACCAGAGCCUGUUCCUGUUACGCAAUCCGUUGUCAUUCAAACUGAAGCCAAGAAACUUCCAGAAGCUCAAGCGGCCCAGCCGUCGGAGCCAAGUCCGCCACCACCAUCUUAUCACCUUCUGGAAGAGGAACGCGAGAAAAUUGGGACGGAGGAACUUGCCAGAUGGCACUCUGGGAUUCACUCGCUUGAUCCUCUGCCAGGUGGGAUCUCAAGUGACGCUGUGGAGGAGUGGAAUCAUGUCAAAGACGAACUGGGUGUUACUUGCCGUGCUAUCGACGAGAUCGUUGAGAGGAGCGAGGUUCGUGGGCCCCGGGCCGUUCGGGAGAGAGAGCGUGUCCCGGCUGAGCCUGAGCAAUCAUUCUUCGCCGGAUUGCGUGGGUCGAUGGGUGUGCUGGUUGGAGCGACGAUCUUUGGAUUGAUCGUAUUUUCCACAGGACGCGCGUUGCACCCAGGAGGUCUUACACGCGAUCAGAGAUUGUGGGCUAUUUACAAUGACGUUGCUCGUGCCGGUCUCAUGGAUGGGUGGCCUACUCACGCGGCUGUCGCACCUGCUUGGGCGGUCCUUCGUGGACUUAGUCCUGCUGAGGCACGUCUCGGUUGGGUACCAACCUAA
This is a messenger RNA of Cantharellus anzutake, 3429 nucleotides long. RefSeq lists its product as uncharacterized. Gene Ontology annotation, molecular function: calcium ion binding; phosphatidylserine decarboxylase activity. The record is from RefSeq and is a predicted model, not a curated record. Gene Ontology annotation, biological process: phospholipid biosynthetic process. Lineage: Eukaryota; Fungi; Basidiomycota; Agaricomycetes; Cantharellales; Hydnaceae. The transcript has 16 exons. The coding region runs from base 1 to 3429 and encodes 1142 amino acids.